Messenger RNA from Suillus bovinus, 1182 nucleotides. Its product is annotated as glycoside hydrolase family 18 protein. Gene Ontology annotation, cellular component: extracellular region. Gene Ontology annotation, biological process: carbohydrate metabolic process; chitin catabolic process. The transcript is spliced from 3 exons. Bases 1 to 1182 code for a protein of 393 amino acids. Lineage: Eukaryota; Fungi; Basidiomycota; Agaricomycetes; Boletales; Suillaceae. The record is from RefSeq and is a predicted model, not a curated record. Gene Ontology annotation, molecular function: chitinase activity; chitin binding.
AUGACCUACUUUGUCGACUGGGCACCCCGGAAUAACAUCAACUUUGCCCUAUUCGACUGCAUCGACUUCGCAUUUGCUCUCCCAGACGCAGAGUUCAAGCUCGUCUUUGAUUCCCCUGAUGCUUCUAACUUACUCCACAACCUCGUAGCGGACGCACAUGCUAUGGGAAAGUUGGUCAAGCUUAGUGUCGGGGGAUGGACAGGCAGUCACUAUUUCUCGCUAGCCGUGUCCACGCCCGCCAAUAGGAACACCUUCGUCAGUAACAUCCUCACUACCUACAACCAAUACAACCUCGAUGGCAUCGACAUCGAUUGGGAGUACCCCGGACAAUCAGGCAGACAAGGCAACACCGAAAGUCCAAGCGAUGAAGAGAACAUGCUCGAGUUUCUCAAGCUUCUUAGGUCGACGCUUCCCCCGAUGGCCAAAAUUUCGGCCGCUGUUCAGGACACCCCUUUCGCUGGCCCUGACGGUCACCCUAUCCAAGACGCGUCUGGUUUCGCAGAGAUAAUUGAUUGGGCCUUGCUCAUGAAUUACGAUGAUUUUCAAGCCGUAACCCCCCCUGGUCCGAACGCGCCCUUGUACGAUGGGUGCGGAAAUUCUACUCAGCCAUCCCAGAAUGCAGUAGCCGGAUACAACGCUUGGACAUCAGCAGGUUUCCCCGCGAACAAAUUAGUUCUUGGUAUCCCAGCAUACGGCUACGUAAGCAACAUCGGUAUAGAUCACCUUCGACAACGCCGCUCCCCCGAAGCCCCACGUCUGCACCGCCUCGCCAGGCGCACGACGGUUAAUUCUGACGACGACCAUCAAAUCCAGUUCCGAGAUCUCGUGACCAAGGGCGUCCUACAACGCAAUAAUGACGGAACGUAUGCCGCCGUGCCUUCAAGCGGCUUCCAGCGUUCCUGGGACCAAUGCUCCGCGACGCCUUUCUUGCAUUCAGACGCGCAGACUAUUCCGUAUGACGAUCCUGAAUCUCUCGCUAUGAAAGGCGCAUUUGCGAAGAAGACGGGUAUGCUUGGCGUCAAUAUGUUUGAUGUGCAUGGGGAAACAGACCAGUGGGAUCUCAUUACGGCGACGCGGAAUGGGCUUCUUGGUCCAGCCUCCGUUUUGACAUCUUCCUCGAGUUCGCCGUCUGUACUGUCAAUGCCCGGGGAUCAGCAGGCGCUAGGAGGACCCUUUGCGUGA